CACUAAUGCCGUGCCAGUCCUGGUCCUCGUGAUCUCUCCUGCUUCAUUUAGAUGCCAUUAAAUUGCCUCAUUGCCACCCUAUAAAAGGCCUCUCCAACAGCCAACUCCUUAGAUCCCUGGCUUUUUCCUGUCUCGCUCCUGUCAGCGAAGAGGAUUUUGCAAAGCCACAGGAAGAUGUGUGACCAGCAGAAGCAGCCACAGUUCCCCCCAUCUUGCGUGAAAGGCUCAGGAUUAGGAGCUGUGCAGAGUACUAAAGGUACCUCUGUGAAAGGCCCAGCUCCAUCCCAGACUCAAACCUGCAUGAAAUGCCCAGCUCCAUGCCAGACUCAAACCUAUGUGAAACGUGUAACUCCUUGCCCAACCCAAACCUAUGUGAAAUACCAAGUGCCAUGCCAGACUCAAACUUAUGUGAAAUAUGCAGCUCCUUGCCAGACAUAUGUGAAGUGCCCAACUCCGUGUCAGACAACCUAUGUGAAGUGCCCAGCUCCGUGCCAGACAACCUAUGUGAAGUGCCCAGCCCCCUGUCAGACCCAGACGUGCUAUGUACAGGGCCCUUCUUCUGGCCAGACCUACUACGUUCAGGCUCCCACAAGUGGCUUGGCCAUGUCGUGCUGCACCCCUGACCCAUCCUCUGCUCCCAGUUCCACCAGCUACUGCUGUCUGGCUCCCCGGACCUUCGGGGUGAGUCCCCUGAGACGCUGGAUCCAACGGCCCCAGGACUGCAACUCAGGAUCAUCUGGCUGCUGUGAAGAUUCUGGGUGCUGUAGCUCCGGGUGCUGUGGCUCCGGGUGCUGUAGCUCCGGGUGCUAUGGUUCUGGGUGCUGCUGUUUGGGAAUUAUCCCUAUGAGGUCCCGAGGUCCUGCAUGCUGUGAUCAUGAGGAUGACUGCUGCUGUUAAAUACAGAAUGGCCCUGCUCUACCUUCUGGAACCUUCACCAGCCUCUGGCCCCCUCCCUGUAUUCCUGGUGAUGUAGAAUCUCACUGCUUCACCGUGUACUGUGCUUCUCUAUCAAGGCAGCCUGCCAGAGUUAGCGCACCCCCAACCUUUGGCAAGAAUAAAGCUCUGAAUGCAAUUCACAGUGACA
Messenger RNA from Acinonyx jubatus (cheetah), 1084 nucleotides. It is a transcript of the gene KPLCE, whose product is annotated as KPRP N-terminal and LCE C-terminal like protein. The coding region runs from base 175 to 897 and encodes 240 amino acids. The record is from RefSeq and is a predicted model, not a curated record. Lineage: Eukaryota; Metazoa; Chordata; Mammalia; Carnivora; Felidae. The transcript is spliced from 2 exons.